Colletotrichum destructivum is the source of this 2652-nucleotide messenger RNA. RefSeq names its product Putative aminoglycoside phosphotransferase, protein kinase-like domain superfamily. The record is from RefSeq and is a predicted model, not a curated record. The transcript is spliced from 3 exons. Lineage: Eukaryota; Fungi; Ascomycota; Sordariomycetes; Glomerellales; Glomerellaceae. Bases 1397 to 2512 code for a protein of 371 amino acids.
CUCACCUCAAGAGUUGCUAAACGCAGAUGUUCUUGCUGCCCUCUCAAGUCGAGCUCAUUCCUACCCGUGAAGCACAGGAGGCUUGAGCUACCGCGACAAUCAUUUGAACUAGAGCUAAAUGCUGCACACAUCGUUUGAUAUACCGACGCUCCUGGAAUUCCACUUCUGCCUUGAGUGAUAGCUUCCCCUUCCUGUUUCUGCCCAAAAAUAAAUUCAUGGCUUCAUUUACUGUCGGACAUUGGCGAGGAGUACUAACACUUCCUCUCCCAUUUGCCCAAGAGCGCCACAGAAAUAGUUUUGAUAUGAACCCUCCUAACCCAUUCAACACCUGUAACAUAUUGGGCAUCCCGACACUGUAAUUCUGUAUCUUAGCCCAGGGCCCAAUUGUACUACGGUAAUAAUACCAAGCUUUCGGAUCUGGCGUCCUGUCCUCACUUGUCCAACAUUGGGCCUGACAAAUAUUCACGAUUGACCAUCUCACAGUUCUCACAGGGCAGCCUGUGCCAAGCGUCGCAUUAGUGGCUUGUCUGUCAAAGUCCUAUCAUCCGAAUCAAACGAAAAAUGCAUUCGAUGUCGCGGAUGUCGCGGAUGUCGGUGGAUUGGUCACAUCCAUUAGCCACAACGAUAGCUCGAGGGCUUGUUGACGGUGUGCAAUGGUCCGCAGGUGAUUCUCGCGAAGCAAACAUUCUUCAUUACUUGACUGAUUGUAGGGUUGCAAUUCACGUUGGGGAGAUUCGGGGGAGCUGGAAGGUUGAAUUUCGAGUUGGAUAACAAGCUGUUUUCUGGACGAGUGAUCUACACGCUUCUAUAAUGACAAGCCACCCCUUCUUGGCAAUUCAUAUAAUCUGUCGUUGGCCGAAAAGGACUACCCAGCACAUUGUUCGUUGGUGUAAGCGAAUCGAAUUGACAUGGGGCAUAAUGCGUGUCUCGCACAUUUUGUCAACAUAUGCUUCAGACCCCAGGCGGAAGCGUUCUCCGAAUGACCCGCAUGAUGCCAGAAUAGUGCAAUUAUGUGAUGUCUUUUACUGGUGGUAGUAGAGCGAUGAUGAAAGUUGAGGAUAGUUGUGAAGGUGAAACUUCACGCCGACUGAGUCAUCUGUAGAUAUCAUUUUCCGGCAAGAUCGUGCAUCUGAGCCCCGCAUCCGGCGCCCGACUGUGGGAAUAAAAUAUCCUGUUCAGCUACGAUCAAACUGUAGAUUUCAAGACAACCACAUCAAUCAUCGCAUCGAUACACUGAUAAAGACUUACACUCUACUAGCAAGGUUGAAUUUGAGAUAUUCUCGUCGGCUACCGCUCACCCGAGCGUCACCUCAAACACCAUUUUUCUUCCAUAGAGUCCAGAUCAUUCUUCUCGACGGCCUCUAGCUUUGACCAGGAAACCGACACUCCCUCAGUCAUGGCAGGCGGAACCAUCUCCGACCGAAUUCUGAGGGAGGUCAAGGCCGAGCUGGUCGAUACGCCGUUCCACUUCGAGUCUGGCCGUCUUCUCAGUGGCGGGACGGCGAACUUCAUCUACAACGUCAAUCUGGUACACCCCUUGGCCGAUGGAACAACCGAGGUGGCUGUGAAGCACGGCGAAGACUUUCUCGCCCAAAAUCCGGAUUUCAAACUCCCCAAGUCGCGAUGCCGGAUCGAGGAAUCGUGCUUGAAAUACCUCUCUGCGCUACCGCCAACCGUUGGUAACAAGACCAGCGUCGCGACGCCCAAGAUGCUCUACUUCAACGAAGUGACGAACACGCAGGUUCAAGAGUAUCAGCCGAAUCCUCUGAGCCUCAAGAACUACGCCCUGCAACACUUCAUGGCCCCGGUUUCCGAAUCGGUCAAACUGCAGUGUCUCGAUGUUGGCGAGAGCGUGGGCAAGUGGCUCCGGGGAUUCCAUGAAUGGAGCAACUCCACGAAGCAGCGCAAGUUCCGCGAUAUCGCGGCGGCGAACAAGGAGAUGCAGAAGCUCAAGCACUGGGUGAACUAUGAGCGCCUCCCCAGCUCCAUUGAAAGGUUCCCGUCCAUUCUCGGCAAUUGUGCCAAUACCUUCACGGCUAUUGUUGAAAAGACGACGAGAGAGAUGGAGAAAGACGAAAAUCUGCAAGUUAUACAUGGCGACUUUUGGACUGGAAACAUACUCUUGAAGUGCCAGCCUUGGGAAAGCGAACGCAACCGCCUUCUUGUCGUGGACUGGGAGAUGUGCAUGUUGGCUGUUACCCCUCUCGACCUGGGCCAGAUGAUUGCAGAGCUCUAUGAGUUGAAGCUCUACAAGGACAUGGACGCUGGGCCUUGGAUGAUACAGGGGUUUCUGAAGGGAUACGGCGUAGUUGACGAUGACUUUGCCUUCAGAACCUUGCUUCAUGUUGGCGUCCAUCUAAUCGGCUUCGGCACAACUGUGCAGGACUGGGGCACGGAACAGCAGAUCAAAGGCGUGGCCUCUGAAGGACGGGACUUGGUGAUUAAUUCUUGGGAGAAGAACCGCGAGUUCUUCGAAUGUCACCCUCUGGGCUGUAUCUUCUCCCCAAGCUAGGCGAAUUGACGUGAAGGGUAUAUACGCUCGUGUAUACUGCCCAGCGAGCGGCAUGGGCAACGAAAGCCUAUCUUUUUCCUACGCCUCCAAAACCUGUACUCGCCAAAUUUAUUGAGCAUUAGAACUCUUCAGAAAAUAUU